UCAGCACAAAUAUUUUUUAAGUCGCGUGAAUCGGCUUUUAAGAGACAACAACGGAAAGUCGCGGCUUCAGUCGCAGUUCGGGCAUGAAAAAAUCACCUUUCGACAGAAAAUGGAACACAAAACAAGUAUCUACACGUUCAUCGCUGGCAUUUCAGUGAAUUUUUUAUCUCUCGGGACUGGAUUCGUAUACGGGUGGUCCUCGCCAAUGUUGCCCAAACUUAACGGUCAAGUCGAUCCGGAAUACAACCCCCUGCCUUCUCCCGCCACGCUCGAACAACAAACCUGGAUGACUUCGUUGUCGAGCCUGGGGGCACUUUGCGGUCCCUUCCUCACGGCGUACAUUUCCGAAGAGAUCGGCAGGAAAAAGACCCUUUUGCUGUUCGCUCUGCCCUGCAUAGCGGCUCACGUGAUCAUCGUAUUCGCUUCUAGCGUCGAGGAGUUUUACGUCGCUAGGUUGUUGAUGGGGCUCACCGUAGGUUGCGUUUACACCGUAGUCCCAUUAUAUGCGGCGGAAAUCUCCGAAAACCACAACCGGGGCCUUAUAAACCUCCUUAUGUUUUUUCUCUACGCGAUCGGCCAUUUUGCGGCGGUCGCCAUCGGUCCCUACGUCACCGUCCAACACUUCAGCGUCUAUUCGUUGGUACCUCUCGUCUCCUUCCUCAUCGUAUUCGGUUUCUUCAGCCCGGAAACGCCGUACUACUUUAUGCUGCGUAAUAAACCGGAAGAAGCGGAGAAAAGCCUCAAACUGCUACGCGGCGGCGGCAACAUCGAGAAGGAGCUGAAGGAAAUCCACGAACAGGUGGAACACACCAAAGACAUGGGUCUAUUCCGGAGCUGCAAUAGUCUGUUCACGUCCAAGCAUUCGAUCAAAGCGCUGACUUGGUCGUUGCUGCUGAUGAGCUUCCAACAGCUGAGCGGCUACAUUUACGUCGCUUCUUACACCCAGACCAUUUUCGACUUGGCUCAUAUAUCGUUUCCCAAUGAGAUCGCCGUCAUCCUCGUUUUUUUCAUUCAGAUAAUCUUCGUUCUGGCGGCUUUCCUCGUUAUAGACAGAUUGCCUCGUCGACUGCUCGCCGUGCUCAGCUUAUCAACCACCAUGAUCUUGGCGCUCAGCAUGGGGACCUAUUUCUAUUUGCUCCAACGAAACGUCGACCUCCAAGCCGUCUCGUGGCUACCUAUGGUACUAUUCGUGUUUUACGUCGCUUCGUACAACAUCGGAAUUGGACCGAUAGCUUACAUCAUACCGGGUGAAAUAUUCGAUCCCCACGUCAAGUCGAUCGGCAUCACGUUGGUUACGGUGCUGGCGUUCGGGUGGCAAUUUUUCAGUACGGUCCUGUUGCCCAAUUUUGCCGAAAAGUACGGCAACGAGACCCCCUUUUGGGUGUUUUCGGCGUCCGCUUUCGUGUCCGUGUUUUUCAUAUACGGCUGCCUGCCGGAGACCAAGGGGAAGAGUUUCUUGGAGAUCCAAUCUUUUCUGAGAGCCAAGACCAAUUAGAAGAAGAACGAGUAUCUAGGUUAGGUAUGGGGAGUCUGCGGAUUUGAAGAUGUAACUCUUUCGCACCGUGUGCGGAAACUAUUAAACAAUAAA
This is a messenger RNA of Cylas formicarius (sweet potato weevil), 1588 nucleotides long. RefSeq names its product facilitated trehalose transporter Tret1-like. The transcript has 4 exons. Bases 110 to 1495 code for a protein of 461 amino acids. NCBI's taxonomy places the organism in Eukaryota, Metazoa, Arthropoda, Insecta, Coleoptera, Brentidae. Gene Ontology annotation, cellular component: membrane. Gene Ontology annotation, biological process: transmembrane transport. Gene Ontology annotation, molecular function: transmembrane transporter activity. The record is from RefSeq and is a predicted model, not a curated record.